GGGCCCGGGGGUAUUUCCAUCCGCAGCACUCGGGGCGCUCAUUGCCAUCGGGGUGCAGACAGCAAAGCCAUGGCCGAGGAGCAGCGGGACCUCAUCUCCGACCGCGGCAGCAACGUGCUCAAUGUCAGGGACACCCAGAGGUCUGCGUUGGGCCGCAAAGCCGCCUUCUCCACGCUGUCCAUCCUGGUGGCCCUGCUGAUUGCUGGCCAGGCUGUCACCGUCUACUUCGUCUACCAGCAAAGCGGGCAGAUCAGCAAGCUGAUCAAGACCUCCCAGACCCUGCAGCUGGAGGCACUGCAGAGGAAGCUGCCUGCCAGUGCCAAGCCAGUGAACAAGAUGAAGAUGGCCAUGGUGAGCAUGCCCAUGGCCAUGAAGGUCCUGCCUCUUGCCCCCUCUACAGGCAACACGGUUAUGGCCCCUGCUAGCAACAGAACUGAGGACCAAGUGAAGCACGUGCUGCUGCAAGCAGACCCCAGGAAGAAGUUCCCGGAGCUGAAGGACAACCUGUUGGACAACCUGAAGAACCUGAAGAACACCAUGACUGAUAGAGACUGGAAGUCCUUUGAAUCCUGGAUGCAGAAGUGGCUGCUGUUUGAAAUGGCCAAGAACCCCAAGCAGGAGGAGCGUAAGGCGAUCCCGGUGGAGAAAGUGCAAACUAAGUGCCAGGCAGAGGCCAGUUCUGGGGGUGUCCGGCCAGGCCACUUCCGCCCGCAGUGCGAUGAGAACGGCGACUACCUGCCCAAGCAGUGCAAUGCCGCCACGGGCUACUGCUGGUGCUCCUACAAAAAUGGCACCAAGAUUGAGGGCACUGCCACUCGGGAAAAGCUGGACUGCCCUGACACCCCCGCCAUGGAGCUGGAGGACAUGAUCUUCUCCGGGGUGGACAUGCUCAAGCUGGGUGCAGAGAAAGCCAAGUAGAAGAGGACACCUGCAGACACCCGUCCCCUCUUCAGCACCCCAGCUCCUGUGUUUUACUUUUUUGCUCUAUUUCAUUUCUGCUCUUACACUGCUUUCCCAAGAUGAUUAAUAGUGGGCACCCCUGCAUGCUCCUGCCCCUUGAGGCAUCGGUUGCAACCCUUCUCCUGCUGCAGGGCACCAGACGGGGCUGAGCUGCCACCAGGAUCAGUGCUAGAGAGAGAGUGUUCCCUCAAGAGGGUGGGUAAAGCAGGCUGGAAAAUUAUUUUAAUGAUGUCAGAUGUGUUAAGUCCCGUUCCCUUUUGCUCAUCGGCAUACCACAGCACCCGGGGAGCCACAGGCGCAGAGCUCAGCCCUGCUGAAGAACAGCCACUAAUGCUUUCUUAUGCUGAACAAACAUUAAAAGCAGCAAAACAACCUCCACCAGCUUCUUAACUGACCCCCAUAGGUUGAAGCCCUGUUAGAUUACUAGAGCAGGUUUUUUUUUUUUUCUUGUGGAUAUUCAGUUUCAUAGAGCUAGAUGCUCAAGUUCAGCUUUUACCUUCAGGCUGGAGAACAGCUGCAGCAGUGAGCAACAGCGGGCAGAGGAGCUGACCCUGGAGUCUCAGGGGCUUCUAGUUUUUCUGAAUAGAUCUGAUAAUGACCUCACAAGCUAAUUUUUUCAAAUAAACUUUUGAAUAAGAAA
This is a messenger RNA of Grus americana (Whooping crane), 1600 nucleotides long. It is a transcript of the gene CD74, whose product is annotated as CD74 molecule. The transcript is spliced from 9 exons. NCBI's taxonomy places the organism in Eukaryota, Metazoa, Chordata, Aves, Gruiformes, Gruidae. The coding region runs from base 70 to 918 and encodes 282 amino acids. The record is from RefSeq and is a predicted model, not a curated record. Gene Ontology annotation, biological process: positive regulation of macrophage cytokine production; immune response; positive regulation of type 2 immune response. Gene Ontology annotation, molecular function: cytokine receptor activity; MHC class II protein binding; macrophage migration inhibitory factor binding. Gene Ontology annotation, cellular component: membrane; cell surface; cytoplasm.